Messenger RNA from Gadus macrocephalus (Pacific cod), 1112 nucleotides. RefSeq names its product toll-like receptor 7. Gene Ontology annotation, cellular component: plasma membrane. The coding region runs from base 133 to 597 and encodes 154 amino acids. The transcript has a single exon. Gene Ontology annotation, molecular function: pattern recognition receptor activity. NCBI's taxonomy places the organism in Eukaryota, Metazoa, Chordata, Actinopteri, Gadiformes, Gadidae. Gene Ontology annotation, biological process: canonical NF-kappaB signal transduction; positive regulation of interleukin-6 production; defense response to virus. The record is from RefSeq and is a predicted model, not a curated record.
CACCUGCACCUGCAACACCACUUGGUUCAUUAAGUGGCUCACAGCACCACAGUCACCAUCCCCCUUCUGGCCACAGACGUGACCUGCGACACCCCGGUGGCCCAGCGAGGUUGCUUGGUCCUCACGGUGGACAUGCUGGCCUGCCAGUAUCACUACCUGUCCCUUGUGCUCUACAUCCUGCUGACGUCCACGCUGCUCGUCUUCGUCACCCUAGCCGUCUCCAGCCACCUCUUCCUCUGGGACAUCUGGUAUGUCUACCACUUCUGCGUGGCCAAACUCAAAGGCUACGGCCGCCAGCCCUCGUCGCAGAGCUGUCCGUACGACGCCCUCGUGGUGUACGAGAAGAAGGACCCGGCGGUGAGCGAAUGGGUGAUGAACGAGCUGUGCGUUCAGCUGGAGGAGCGGGGGGACCGGCCCCUCCGGCUGUGCCUGGAGGAGCGGGACUGGAUCCCUGGGUGUCCGGUGGUGGACAACCUGUGCCAGAGCAUCCAUCAGAGCAAGAGGACGGUGUUCGUCCUCACCAACCACGACGUGAAGAGCGGAAACUUCAAGACGGCGUUCUACAAGGCGCACCAGCGGCUCAUGGAUGAGAAGUAGGGAUGGGAAUUUCACGAUUCCGAUUCUGCUUAUCGAUCCGAUUCCUUAUCGAUUCUCUUAUCGAUUCUCAUUGGGUGAGAAAAUAAGGACAAAUGUGUUUGUUUGUAUUAAAUCUCUUUAAUAUCUGAUCAGAAGUGCGUCUAGUAUUAGGAAAUUGUACAUUUUCACAUGAAUUGGUCUAGACAAAAAAAUAUAUGUUUGGCUUUUUAAGCCCAAAUGCCAUCCUUAUGUGCCAAAAAACUAAAAACACAGACUGAAAACAGUCAAGUAAGAGCUUGUGUCUUUUGGCAGGGCCGUCCCUGGGCAUAGGCAGUUUUGGCAAAUGCUACGGACGCAUCCAUCAGCAGGGGGCGCCCAAAAUAUGGGAUUUUUUAUUUUUUGGAUACUGUAUUCAUCUAACUUUAACUUCAAUGUUUAUGUUUCUUAAUACCAAUAGUUAUGUCAAAAUAAAUAUUAGAUAACAUAACCCCCCCCACAGACUACCUGAAUCGGGAGGUUGGGAGGGGCGAGUUACC